AUGACAUAUACACUUACACAUAGUGAUAUUACUGCUAAGCUCACUCUGGCACUCUCACAUACUAUUAACAAUUCUCAGUUGCAUGGAUGGUACAACAAACUAUACAGAGAUGAAGUGGUGGCAGAGUGGAAGAAAGUGAAGGGAAAGAUGUCUCUCCAAGUUCACUGUCACAUAAGUGGAGGCCAUUUCGUUCAUGGAGAUGGAAAUUUAUUUGUUCAACAACUAGCCCGAAUUAUAGGAGGCUUUGUUUGGGUGUAUUUUCAUUCUAACAUUCCAGAAUUCAACAAGGCAGAGCUAGAAGACAGUCAAUAUCAAGGUCAAACAGUCGGAAAUUGUGUAGAUCGAGGAAAGACUAUUGAUUUAUAA
This is a messenger RNA of Tripterygium wilfordii, 366 nucleotides long. RefSeq names its product magnesium dechelatase SGR1, chloroplastic-like. Lineage: Eukaryota; Viridiplantae; Streptophyta; Magnoliopsida; Celastrales; Celastraceae. The record is from RefSeq and is a predicted model, not a curated record. The coding region runs from base 1 to 366 and encodes 121 amino acids. The transcript has 2 exons.